AUGGCUUCCAACACGGGCAAGGCUGGAGUAAUCGUCGCUCCCGACGAUGCUGGCAGCAUGGAGAAUCUUGCUCAUUCGGUGCUCGACGACUUAAUGUACAAUAUCGUUCACGACCUCCUGCUCAAGGUGCACCGCGACGAGAAAAUGGCGAGGGCCACCACGGCCGCGAUCCGUGUCGAGAAGCUGGCUUCCGAUGCAUCAGAAAGCUCGACACCUGACUCGAAACCCGAUGUGCGGAUCGAAACCGAUGCGGCGAUCUACGAAGACGGUAAGGUGAUGCUCAAAGGCAAUCCCUUGAAGACAACGACCGAGAUUCUCUGCCCGAGAUGCCACCUGCCUCGAUUGCUCUAUCCGACCGACGGCAAGGGGGCGAGAAAGCCUGAUCCGAGCGUCAUCUACUGCAAGAAACACCCUUACAUCGACAAGCCUGGCUACGACAUCUACGGGCAGACCUGGGUUCAGCCGGGCCCUGGAAGAGGCAAGAAGAAGAAGGACAUGAAGCCCGACCCGAACAUCGAGUCUCCCGCCCCCGGAGAAGGGCGCCCUGCUAAUGUGCUUUCGUUCCCGUCAGCCACAUGCAGCAAGUGCAAGCGAUGCAUUCUCGUCACGAGACUCAACAACCACAUGGGAUCGUGUAUCGGCAACAGCGGCCGUAACGCGAGUCGCGCUGCGGCAGCCAAGAUUUCAAACGGCAGUAACGGCGCAAGCCAGAACGACGGAACACCCCCAUCGAGCCAGAAGGCGACACCAGCGCCUGCAUCACGAGCCUCGAGCCCAAAGAAGCGCGACAGUGAGGAAGUGGCGGCACCGGAGGAAGAGGAGGAAUCGGAAAACAGCCAUAAGAAGAAGAAGAUGAAGCCAACGGUCAUGACGAAGAAGGUGAUUCUCAAGACUAAGGGCCCAAAGAAAGACAAGGUCAAGACCAACUCACUGCUGAGCCACGAAUCGAAGGUGGGAGACGACGAUGACAAUUCCACUGUCGAGGUCGCCCCUAAGAAGGAGAAGAAGGAGUCUAAGGAGGGCAAAGGCAUCAGCCCGGCUAAGAAGUUGAAGCUUGGCGCCGCGAAGCCGCCCUUAUCGUCGCCGCUGUCGAAGAAUGGCAAUGGUAGAACCGAAGAUGCAGAGUCCGAAUCGUCCGGCACGUUGUCGUCGCCGCCAAACUAG
This is a messenger RNA of Colletotrichum siamense, 1164 nucleotides long. RefSeq lists its product as uncharacterized. The transcript is spliced from 2 exons. The coding region runs from base 1 to 1164 and encodes 387 amino acids. The record is from RefSeq and is a predicted model, not a curated record. Lineage: Eukaryota; Fungi; Ascomycota; Sordariomycetes; Glomerellales; Glomerellaceae.